Molecule: messenger RNA, 1235 nt
Organism: Ictalurus furcatus (blue catfish)
Lineage: Eukaryota; Metazoa; Chordata; Actinopteri; Siluriformes; Ictaluridae
Gene: smim12
Product: small integral membrane protein 12
Exons: 2
Coding region: 608-883 (91 amino acids)
Source: RefSeq, a predicted model, not a curated record
AGUUAGAGAAUUUUAAUUGUGAUCUCCUAUAAGUGAAAAGUACAAAAGGUACACAGCAUUUAGAAGAGUGGUUCUUAAAGUAGGAUCCAGGGACCCUCAGCGGUCAGUAAAGCAUACCCAGGCAGUCACCCCCCGUUAUCAAAAUUAUUAUAUUUAGUAGAGUUCUUAUAGUCAGUAGCCCUUUUGACUGAUCACUUUAACUGAGUAGGUUUAACCUAAACAUCAAAAACAAGUAUUUAGUGUGCCGCCAGUGUCCUGGAGAUGGAAUGUUCAGCAAUAGAAACUUAUGUGCUAAGGCGUUAUUUAAAAUAAUCUUUAAAUAACACAGCAGAAGGGCAAUAAAACGUUGAAUGAGAAGGCUUGUUGCACAAGGUGAACACUAGGUGUCGUCCAUAGACUGCAUGCUGUCGUCACCGCAACACGCUGAAACUGACGGCAUUUUAAACCAAUGACAACACGAAACGUCGCAGUUGCGUCACAAAAGAGGCGGUACCUUAAAGCAGGAAGUGGAUUUUUGAUGCAACUGCUUGAAAGAGUUCAAGAAUUGCUCGGAAUCAUCUCCAGCAGGUAAAUUCGACCAUUUUAAAUUUGGAUCGUUUGUGCCACCAUGUGGCCGAUGGUGUGGAUCGCUAUGCGCACCUAUGGGCCCUACGUGACCUUCCCUGUGGCCUUCGUAGUGGGCGCGGUGGGCUAUCACCUGGAGUGGUUCAUCCGGGGACCUCCCAAAACCCCGCGAGAAGAGAAAGGUGUCGCGGAGCUUCGCGAGGACCGGAAACUCGAGGAGCUGGUGGGCCGAGACAGCACGCAAGUCCUCAGUCUGAAGGACAAACUGGAGUUCACCCCCAGGGCAGUACUGGAAAAGAACCGGCCUGAGAAGAGCUAGCUAGAGCCAUGUCAUUUUUCCCAAAGAGAUAAUUCAUGCUACCUAAUGUGCUGUAUGUAAGGACAUAUCAUUGUGUGCAAUGCAAGUUCAUGAUCUACAAUCCAUCAAAUCACAGGUUUCCAACCCUGGUUUUGCACAUGUGAGUGUUUGUUUUUCCCCUGCUCUAACACACCUCACCCAGUAAUGAGCUACAUCGCUUCCUGAAUUAAAGAUGGUGUGUUGGAGCUGAGAAAACACUAAACUGUCCAGGACAGGGGUUGAGAAUCUGUGCGUGGCAUGGUUAUGACAUUCUGUAAUGUUACCUUACUGGAAAAAGACCUGUGAAUGUAUUAAAGACUUUUGUUCAUCUGUG